This is a messenger RNA of Ricinus communis (castor bean), 2490 nucleotides long. Its product is annotated as cell division control protein 48 homolog B. The transcript is spliced from 13 exons. The record is from RefSeq and is a predicted model, not a curated record. Bases 348 to 2249 code for a protein of 633 amino acids. Gene Ontology annotation, molecular function: ATP hydrolysis activity; ATP binding. NCBI's taxonomy places the organism in Eukaryota, Viridiplantae, Streptophyta, Magnoliopsida, Malpighiales, Euphorbiaceae.
UCAGGGAGGAUGAGGGUAAUUUAGCCACAAACUGAAAUGAAGAAAAGACUAAUAUGAAACGUAAUUUGUGAUUUACAAACCUAUCCGUCUAGCCCCGUGUCUUGGGCCGCCGCCCUCCUCCUCCAUUUUCUGUCACCACUCAGCCGCUGUCCUCCGCCAUCAAUUUCUAUCACGAUUCUAGCUGUCCUCCUCCUUCAGCUGCCGGCCGCCCUCAUCCUCCAUUUUUGGUCACGACUCAGCCGCCCUCCUCCACCUUCAUUUUUUGUCAUGAUUCCAGCCGUCCUCCUCCUCCAGCCGUCAUUUUCUUUGGCGAGUUAUUGAUCCAGAAACUGUCUCUUGGCGCUCAGAUGGAAACCCACAGUAGCAGUAGUUGCUAUAUUGUCAACAAUGGUAAUGGCAACAAUAUCAAGUAUAAUUAUAGUAGCAACAAUAUCAACAACAUAAAUGGAGAUGAGAAUAACGAAUGGAGAGCUGAAGAAGCAAUUGCUGGAAAUCAAGCAGCACUCGAAGCUCUAAGGGAACUUAUCCUUUUCCCUAUUUUGUAUUCUCAUGAAGCAAAGAGGCUUGGUCUUAAAUGGCCUAGAGGUUUGCUUUUGUACGGUCCACCAGGAACUGGGAAGACAAGUUUGGUGCGUGCAGUUGUCAGGGAAUGUGGUGCACAUUUGGUUGUCAUCAGUCCACAUUCUGUUCAUAAAGCAUAUGCUGGAGAAAGUGAAAAAAUUCUGCGCGAGGCUUUUUCAGAGGCAGUAUCUCAUACACUGUCAGGCAAGCCAUCCGUUAUUUUUAUAGAUGAAAUAGAUGCACUUUGUCCACGUCGCGAUGCAAGACGGGAGCAGGAUGUUCGCUUAGCCUCUCAACUUUUUGCUUUGAUGGAUGCCAACACAUGCUCAUCUACUUCCUUAGCACAAGUUGUUGUGGUUGCAUCAACUAACAGGGUUGAUGCAAUUGACCCUGCACUAAGAAGGUCAGAGCGUUUCGAUGCUGAAAUAGAGGUUACUACACCUACAGAAGAGGAAAGAUUUCAAAUUCUAAAGCUCUACACAAAGAAGCUUCCUUUGGAGCCUAAUGUUGACUUGCAAGCCAUUGCUGCAUCUUGUAAUGGGUAUGUUGGGGCUGAUCUAGAAGCUUUAUGUCGUGAGGCUACCGUGUCUGCUCUUAAAUCUUCAGAGGCGAGUCAAAAUACUGGUGCAUUUUGCUUAACUAUGGAAGAUUGGAAACACGCAAGAUCUGUGGUGGGCCCUAGCAUAACAAGAGGUGUGACAGUGGAAGUCCCCAAGGUGUGUUGGGAAGAUAUUGGUGGCCUUAAGGAUUUGAAGAAGAAGCUCCAACAAGCUGUUGAGUGGCCUAUUAAACAUUCUGCGGCAUUUUCAAGAAUGGGAAUAUCACCUGUUCGUGGUGUACUUUUACAUGGACCUCCUGGAUGCUCAAAAACAACGCUUGCUAAAGCUGCAGCUAAUGCUGCUCAGACUUCCUUUUUUUCCUUGAGUGGUGCAGAGUUAUAUUCGAUGUAUGUUGGAGAGGGUGAAGCAUUGUUACGUAAUACAUUUCAAAGAGCUCGCCUUGCAGCGCCAAGCAUAAUAUUCUUUGAUGAGGUGGAUGUCCUUGCUGCUAGACGAGGUGGGAGUUCAAGUAAUAGCACUACAGUAGGAGAGAGGCUUCUGUCUACUUUAUUGACUGAAAUGGAUGGUUUAGAACAAACUAAGGGAAUUCUUGUAUUAGCUGCGACAAAUCGUCCUCAUGCAAUAGAUGAUGCACUUAUGCGUCCGGGGCGCUUUGAUUUGGUGCUAUAUGUACCACCACCUGAUUUAGAGGCCCGGUAUGAGAUACUUCAUGUUCAUACACGUAAUAUGAAGAUAGGCAAUGAUGUUGAUCUGAAAAGAAUAGCAGAAGAUACUGAGCUCUUCACAGGGGCUGAACUGGAAGGUCUUUGUAGGGAAGCUGGAAUUGUUGCCCUGAGGGAAAACAUAUCUGCCACUGUUGUGUGCAAUCGACAUUUCCAGACUGUAAAGGAGUCACUGAGACCAGCACUAACCACAACAGGCAUAGAAAAGUAUUCAUCAUUUAUGAAGACCCAGAUGACCUCUUCUAACCUGAUUGAGUCUACUGCUAACAGUAGCAGUAAACAGAGACACAAUGUGUUUGGUACGAUGCUUGCUGUUAAAAUUGGUGUUCUGAGCUUUGUAUUUCUUGCUGCAGCCAAAUAUUUCAUGUAUACAACCAUGGUUAGACCUGGUGCACCAGCAACCUAAAAUUCUUGUGGAGCUUCAGAUUAUAUCUAUUUUUGUAUGUUUUUGCCAUCUUUCAGCGUAGCAAUUUAAUAGAGUUAAUAGGCAGUUAGGUGGAGGGGUUACUACUGGUGGCAUUACUCAGAUUGUUUGAUGUCUAGCAUUAGCAUAGCAGCUUUGAUUUGUCAAAAUGCUUAGUUCGCAUGUAUAAUUAUUUUAUUCUUAAGAGUAUUUUCGCAUAUUCUUAAAAGAGAGUUUAUUUACA